Apodemus sylvaticus (European woodmouse) is the source of this 1755-nucleotide messenger RNA. It is a transcript of the gene Depdc7, whose product is annotated as DEP domain containing 7. NCBI's taxonomy places the organism in Eukaryota, Metazoa, Chordata, Mammalia, Rodentia, Muridae. Gene Ontology annotation, biological process: intracellular signal transduction. The record is from RefSeq and is a predicted model, not a curated record. The transcript has 9 exons. The coding region runs from base 101 to 1636 and encodes 511 amino acids.
GGGAGUUAGCCGGAGGCUUCGGCGCGGGCGCGCAGUCUGCAGAGCGGUGGCAGCGGCGGCGGCGGCAGCGACAGCGCGGAGUACUGGGUCCGCCGCUGUCAUGGCCACAGUUCGGGAGAAGGCGGAGGCGCUGAACCUGUCGGCUCUACACAGCGCUGCACAGAGGCCUCCGGGUUUCAGUGUGGCCCAGAAGCCAUUUGGAGCCACAUAUGUGUGGAGCAGUAUUAUAAGUACCCUUCAAACCCAGGUAGAAGUGAAGAAACGAAGGCACCACUUGAAACGGCACCAUGACUGCUUCGUCGGCUCCGAAGCCGUAGACGUCAUUUACUCGCACUUAACUCAGAAUAAAUUCUUUGGUGAUGUUGAUAUCCCUCGGGCCAAAGUGGUGAGAGUAUGCCAGGCACUUAUGGACUACAAAGUAUUUGAAGCUGUUCAAACCAGAGUCUUUGGAAAAGACAAAAAGCCUACGUUUGAAGACAGCAGUUGCAGCCUUUAUAGAUUCACAACGAUACCUAAUCAGGACAGUCAAUCAGGCCGAGAGAGCAGAGUGUACUCGCCUUCCAGGUACGCAGAUGCAUCACCCAAGUCAUCAGAUAUCAACUCAGACAGUUUGGAGGACCUGUGGGAAAACCUGAGUCUAAAGCCUGCCAACUCCCCUCACACGAAUCUCUCUACCAGGCUGUCUCCUCAAGUUAUCAAUGAAGUAUGGCAAGAGGAGACGAUUGGACGGCUGCUACAACUGGUCGACCUUCCAUUUCUUGACUCCUUACUCAAGCAGCAAGAGGUUGUGCCUAAAGCCCCUCAGUCUAAGAGACAGCCUGACAUGGUCAACACCAGUAACUACCUGGAUCGAGGAAUUCUCAGGGCCUAUGGUGACUCUCAGGAAGAUGAAUGGAUCUCUGCAGCCAUUGACUGCUUGGAAUAUCUUCCCGACCACAUAGUUGUGGAUAUAAGCAGGAAUUUUCCUGAGCAACCAGACAGAACAGACCUAGUAAAGGAACUUCUGUUUGAUGCUAUUGGCAAAUAUUAUAGUACUAGGGAGCCUCUGUUAAACCACCUGUAUGAUGUUCAUAAUGGAAUAGCAGAACUCCUGGUAAAUGGGAAGACUGAAAUAGCAUUAGAAGCUACUCAGCUGUUUCUGAAGCUUCUGGAUUCCCAAAAUAGGGAAGAAUUUAGAAGACUGCUUUACUUCAUGGCUGUUGCAGCAGAUCCUUCUGAAUUUAAGUUGCAGGAAGAAAGUGACAAUCGGAUGGUAGUGAAAAGGGUAUUCUCAAAAGCUGUUGUCAACAAUAAAAACUUAUCCAAAGGCAAGACUGAUCUUCUUGUACUCUUCUUAAUGGAUCACCAAAAAGAUGUUUUCAAGAUUCCUGGAACUCUACAUAAAAUUGUUAGUGUUAAGCUUCUGGCCAUACAAAAAGGAAGAGAUCCUAAUAAAGACACAGGCUAUAUUUAUUGCCAGAGAAUUGAUGAAAGUGAGUAUUCUAGUGGUACAAAGAAGAAAACCAAAGAUCAACUGUUGAGCUUACUAAAGACUAUUGAUGAGGAUUCAAAAAUCUCUGCCAAAGAGAAGAAGAAACUGCUAGGCCAAUUCCGCAAGAGUCAUCCAGACAUCUUCAUUGAGUAUUUUGGAGACUGAGUUUCUAAUGUCAAUGUAUAUGUGCACUUGUAUCUUAAGGGCAAAUUAUACAGUUUAAAGAAAUGUCUAAAUAUGAAGUUGUGCUUUUUUUUUUAAAGUUGUACUUAAUAAAAUUUUUU